This is a messenger RNA of Neltuma alba, 1745 nucleotides long. RefSeq names its product bifunctional aspartokinase/homoserine dehydrogenase 1. The transcript has 12 exons. Gene Ontology annotation, molecular function: homoserine dehydrogenase activity. The record is from RefSeq and is a predicted model, not a curated record. Gene Ontology annotation, biological process: aspartate family amino acid biosynthetic process. NCBI's taxonomy places the organism in Eukaryota, Viridiplantae, Streptophyta, Magnoliopsida, Fabales, Fabaceae. The coding region runs from base 421 to 1572 and encodes 383 amino acids.
UUUUCCUGUCAAUUAAUAAAUAACCAUAUUCUCGUACUCCAUGUUAAUGUAAACUAAGAAGAAAGUUGAGAGAGAGACUGAAAUUUUGUUUCAAACUAGCCAGAUUUAACUUAAUCCUUCUCGCGAUGAUGGCUUCUUCCCCUCCAUUCUUUCUAUCUACUUCCAUUGCCAGGGAGUUAACGCACUGAAAUGAAACUUUCAAAUUAUGGUUUUCAGCUUUCAUUUGUGCUGUUCAGCCGCCAACCGUCCCGAUUUAGCCACAUCUUAAGUGGCUGGAAUGGUGUUGGUAGAUCUCUUGUGUUCAUAAGAUCGAAGGGCGGAUAUUUCUGUUCCUCUGGACACUUCUGAAUUUCUUUAUUCAUCUUCAGUAUCCUUACUGUACCUAUCUCUACCAACGUUGGCAAACUUUGGGAUAGCUGAAUGCACAAAAAGCAAUCACAAAUGAAGAAUAUUCCUCUGAUACUGAUGGGUUGUGGAGGUGUUGGACGUCACCUGCUCCAACACAUUAUCACCACCCGUUCUCUUCACUCUCGUAAGGGACUCUACUUGAGAGUUGUGGGAAUUUGUGAUAGUCAGUGUUUGGUUGUCACCCCGGAUUUGUUGAAUAAGGAUUUGGAUGACAGCUUCUUAUCGAAAGCUUGUCAAGUCAAGCAAGAUGGUUCCUCUCUAUCAAUACUUGGUGAUUUUGAUAAAUGCCAGGUGUAUGGGCAUUUAGAAUCACGAGGAAAAAUUUUGGAGAUUGCCUCUCAACUUGGUAAAUCAACAGGUCUGAUCUGUGUAGAUUGCUCUGCCAGUUCUGACACUGUUGUUGUGCUAAAAGAAGUCGUUCAUAUGGGUUGUUGUGCAGUUCUGGCAAACAAAAAACCUCUUACGUCUACAAUGGAGGAUUUUGAAAAGCUUUUUGCGUACCCACAUCGAAUUCGGCAUGAAUCAACUGUUGGUGCUGGACUCCCUGUAAUAGUGUCCCUUAAUCGCAUUAUCUCUUCUGGAGAUACUAUAUAUCGCAUUGUUGGGAGUUUAAGUGGCACAUUGGGGUAUGUGAUGAGUGAGGUUGAAGAUGGGAAGCCAUUGAGCAAAGUUGUUAGAGAUGCUAAAGCUCUAGGUUACACUGAACCAGAUCCUCGUGAUGAUCUAUCUGGAAUGGAUGUUGCUAGAAAGGCUUUAAUUCUUGCUAGAAUUCUUGGCAAGCAGAUUAAUCUUGAUGACAUUAAGAUUGAGAGCUUGUAUCCUAAAGAAUUGGGACCCGAUGUGAUGAGUAUUGAAGAUUUCAUGGACCAUGGCAUAUCUCGUGUGGAUGGAUAUAUGCAAGAGAGAGUAAUGAAGGCAGCUGCUAAUGAGAAAGUAUUGCGCUAUGUGUGUGUGAUUGAGGGACCCAGGUGUGAAGUUGGCAUACUUGAGAUUCCGAAGAAUUCUGCUCUCGGAAGACUGAGAGGAAGUGACAAUAUAUUGGAAAUAAGCACUCGAUGCUACAAGGAGCAACCACUGGUUAUUCAGGGUGCUGGAGCAGGCAAUGACACUACUGCAGCAGGCGUCCUUGCUGAUAUUAUAGAUUUGCAUAGUUUGUUUCAUUGAGAAAGAACUGCCCACCAUUUGUCCCAUAAUUCUUCGCAUUUUUAAAUGCUGGCAGUGGAUUGUUUUGUUUCCAAGAUUCCGACUGAUACCAUUAUCUGACUCUAAUAAAAUCAUAUGGAUUGAUGCUACUCUCUGCUAUUUUAAACAACUAAUUCAUCAUUUUACAAAAGUUA